Molecule: messenger RNA, 663 nt
Organism: Candida dubliniensis CD36
Lineage: Eukaryota; Fungi; Ascomycota; Pichiomycetes; Serinales; Debaryomycetaceae
Gene: HIS3
Product: imidazoleglycerol-phosphate dehydratase
Exons: 1
Coding region: 1-663 (220 amino acids)
Biological process (GO): L-histidine biosynthetic process
Molecular function (GO): imidazoleglycerol-phosphate dehydratase activity
Source: RefSeq, a predicted model, not a curated record
AUGUCACGAGAAGCCUUAAUUAAUAGAAUAACCAAUGAAACCAAGAUUCAAAUUGCUAUCAAUUUAGAUGGUGGUAAACUUGAAUUGAAAGAAUCUAUAUUCCCAAAUCAAUCUGUUGAUGAACAUCAUGCUAAACAAGUCUCUGGAUCACAAUAUAUCAAUGUGCAAACAGGUAUUGGGUUUCUUGAUCAUAUGAUUCAUGCGUUGGCUAAACAUUCAGGCUGGUCAUUAAUUGUUGAAUGUAUUGGGGAUUUACAUAUUGAUGACCACCACACUGCUGAAGAUGUGGGUAUAAGUUUAGGAAUGGCUUUUAAACAAGCAUUAGGACAGAUUAAGGGAGUGAAAAGAUUUGGCCAUGGGUUUGCUCCUUUAGAUGAAGCAUUGAGUAGAGCAGUUGUUGAUUUAUCUAAUAGGCCAUUUGCAGUCAUUGAAUUAGGAUUGAAAAGAGAAAAAAUUGGUGAUUUGUCAACAGAAAUGAUCCCUCAUGUUUUGGAAAGUUUUGCAGGUGCUGCUGGUAUUACCAUUCAUGUUGAUUGUUUAAGAGGGUUCAAUGAUCAUCAUAGAGCUGAAAGUGCAUUUAAAGCAUUAGCCAUUGCCAUUAAAGAAGCUAUUUCUAAAACCGGGAAAAACGAUAUUCCAAGCACUAAAGGUGUAUUAUCAUAA